AUGAAUAUCACGAGCUAUGAUCCAAAAGACGGGAUUGCCUUUAUGCAUGGAGAGUAUGUGCCGUUGAAGCAGGCGUGCAUCCCCAUUACCGAUCGCGGUUUCGUUCGGUCAGAUGCCACUUACGACGUGACUCAUGUCUGGAAUGGCUACUUUUUUAGGCUUGAGGAUUACAUAGAGCGUUUCCAUCAUUCGAUGGAGGGCUUGCGCAUGAAACUUCCCUACAGCAAAACUGAAAUUGCCGAAAUUCUACAUGAGCUGGUCCGUCUUUCUGGAUUGAAAAACGCUUAUGUGCAGAUGACUUGCACACGCGGAGUGCCAAAACCCGGUUCGCGCGACCCGCGGGAAUGUGAAAAUCGAUUUUAUGCGUUUGCUCAGCCUUUUGUCUGGAUCGCCAAUGAUGAACAACGCGCCAAUGGCUUGAGCAUGGUUGUAUCUUCGGUACGAAGAAUUCCGGCUGAAUCGGUUGACCCUCGGAUCAAGAAUUUUCACUGGCUUGAUCUCACGAUGGGAAUAUUUGAGGCCUAUGAUAACGGUGCAGUUGUUUCUGUGCUGACCGAUGGCCAGGGCAACCUUACCGAAGGGGCGGGCUUCAAUAUUUUCCUUGUCAAAGACGGAAAGCUCGCCACGCCUGAUAAAGGUGUUUUUGAAGGCAUGACGCGCCGCACGGUUAUUGAACUUGCACAGGAGAUUGAGCUCGAUGUUGAGGUUCGCCCUGUGAAAGUCGAAGAACUGGAACAGGCUGACGAGAUUUUUAUAACAUCGACAGCGGGUGGUAUUAUGCCGGUCACGAAAGUGGAUGGUCAGAUAUAUGGCAAUGGAAAGCCCGGGCCGAUCACGGCAAAGGUUUAUGAAUUAUACUGGGGCAAGCAUGAUGCUUUGUGGCGGUCCGAUGAAGUUAUUUAUGCAGAACAAAUCUAA
This is a messenger RNA of Oppiella nova, 918 nucleotides long. The record is from the annotation of a GenBank genome assembly. Lineage: Eukaryota; Metazoa; Arthropoda; Arachnida; Sarcoptiformes; Oppiidae.